Corylus avellana is the source of this 1217-nucleotide messenger RNA. RefSeq names its product myb domain protein 9 (gene MYB9). NCBI's taxonomy places the organism in Eukaryota, Viridiplantae, Streptophyta, Magnoliopsida, Fagales, Betulaceae. The record is from RefSeq and is a predicted model, not a curated record.
UAAAAAAAAUAAUCCAAGAAAUGAUGGGGAGAUCUCCAUGCUGCGAUGAAAAUGGUUUAAAGAAGGGGCCAUGGACAACAGAGGAGGAUCAAAAGCUGGUCGAUUACAUUCAGAAACAUGGCCAUGGGAGUUGGAGAGCACUUCCAAAGCUUGCAGGAUUGAACAGAUGUGGAAAGAGUUGCAGGCUUAGGUGGACUAAUUAUCUCAGGCCUGAUAUCAAAAGGGGAAAGUUUUCUGACGAAGAAGAACAAUCCAUCAUCAACCUACAUGCAGUUCUUGGAAAUAAGUGGUCGGCCAUAGCUAGCCAUCUUCCUGGACGUACGGACAACGAAAUUAAGAACUUUUGGAACACCCAUUUGAAGAAAAAGCUUCUCCAAAUGGGGAUAGAUCCAGUCACCCACAGGCCAAGAACAGACCUCAAUAUUCUUUCCAAUCUCCCACAAUUGCUUGCGGCUGCCAAUUUUUCCAAUUUGACAAAUCCUUGGGAAAAUGUUUUCAGGCUACAAUCAGAUGCCGCACACCUUGCAAAGAUCCAGGUGCUCCAUAAUAUAAUCCAAGUCCUAAGCACCACUACUCCUACCACCUCAAAUGUUGAAGCAAUAUUAUUCAAUCAUUUUGGGUCGUCGUCGUCGUCAAAUAUUCCUGACAAUUAUCUUGAAGGACUUUUCAAUGGCGGCUCAUCAGUUGGUUUUCCUUCACAAAUCCCUACUCAAAUGCAGUCAAAUCUUCCAAACUUUGAAGCUCCUCAGCUGCCACAAGCCAGUGAUAAUAUUGCAAAUGGCUUGAAAAUUUGUGAUUAUGACCAACUUGGUACCUCGUAUUCUAAUGUUCCACCUUCAAAUGAUGCACUUCCCAAGUUGGUUUCCACCUCGUCUGAGUGUUCCAUUGUUAGCCAAAUUGAAAACAAGAUUAACUUGAUCAAUGAUUUAUCUAAUCCUUCAUCCACUUCAACCACCUUUGAACCUUUGGGAGAUAUUAUGGACGAUGAAGCAAGUGACUCUUAUUGGAACGAUUUUCUAGAACAAGCAGCUUUGCAGCCAUGGCAAAACUCAUAGAAGAACGCGUACAUCAUUGUGUGAAGCUUAAUUUCCCUUUAUAUUACAAGAUUUAGAUUCAUUUUGUAAACUAAAUACAUGUUCAUUACAUAUAUGAGAGCUGGAUUUCCUGGAUUUUUACAAAUUAUAUAUGGCCUCCCAUUGUAUGAAGGGCCCCGUACA